GAUGAUGUCUUUGCUACCACCGGUAGGCUAGUCGCUCUCCCGCCCGAUUCUCUCUCCUGCGCCCUGCUUGAAUUUCUUCUCCAUGACUACACGCCAUUGAGACUGUCCUACUUCGUGAACGGCUCUGCUGAAGUCGUCGUCCAGGAGCUGUCGCUGGAGAGUGCGGAGGAGAUAGACAAGCAGACAACAUGUUCGGACGCAAGAAGAAAGACGAGGGUCUCGCAGAUGCUGGCUCCGACUCCGAGCGAACAGUGACCCACGACUACGAGCCCACCAAAGCACAAAUCAAGAGAGCCACGCGACAGCGAUUCAUCUGGGCUCUCCUCUCUUCCUUCCUCCUGCUGAUCUCGGUGGUAUUCUUGAUUCUGGUCGAGAUUGGAAACACGAGCAUCAGCAGCACCUUGAACAAGAUCUGGUUCAUCCGACUCGAUCUUUCCGACAUCAUUCCUGUCAGCGUCCCCAACGCCGUGCUCAUCAACAGUAUAGCCCAGUCGCUGGGUCUUCACGAUUUCUACACCGUCGGGCUAUGGAACUACUGCGAGGGUUACGAAGGUCAAGGCGUGACCAACUGCUCCCCUCCCGAGACCCUCUACUGGUUUAAUCCCGUAGCAAUCGUCCAGAGCCAACUGCUGGCAGGAGCAACCAUCGCCCUCCCCGCCGAAAUCAACGACAUCCUCGACCUCAUCCGUCUCGUCUCCAACUGGAUGUUCGGCCUCUUCCUAACAGGUCUCAUCCUCGACUUCAUCGUCAUCUUCCUCCUCCCCCUCAGCGUCUUCACUCGCUGGCUCUCCCUCCCUCUCAGCAUCAUCACCUUCAUCGCCGCCCUCCUCACCACCGCAGCUGCAAUUAUCGCAACUGUCAUGUUCAUCAUCAUGCAGAACGCCAUCACAUCAGCCACAGAAUUGAACAUCCGAGCAAGCAUUGGAACACAAAUGUUCGUCUUCAUGUGGAUCGCUGCUAUCGCCAGUGUGCUGGCUUUCGCAAUUCAACUGGGCAUGUGCUGCUGUUGCGCGAGUCGUAGGGAUGUGAGAACGGGAAGGAGGAUGGGGAGUAAGAAGGCUUGGACUACGACGCGGUCGGACGGUGCUGUGGAGGAGACGAGUGAGAAGAAGAGAUUGCCCACUUUCGGGCGAAACAAAAGAACUGCAUAAUUGUGGAUAUGAAAAGUGGAUUGGGGAAUAGCAUGCGUAUUGGGUUCAGAAAAAUCACUUAUGUAUUAGCAUGGCGACUUAAAGCAUCCUGCGCGAUGGAGCAUUGUUUAGAUUAUGAGCUUUCUAUGAUGUAUAUGAAGUACAGUAUAUUUACGAUUGGCAUCGGCUG
Cercospora beticola is the source of this 1320-nucleotide messenger RNA. RefSeq names its product SUR7/PalI family protein. NCBI's taxonomy places the organism in Eukaryota, Fungi, Ascomycota, Dothideomycetes, Mycosphaerellales, Mycosphaerellaceae. Gene Ontology annotation, cellular component: plasma membrane; cell cortex of cell tip. The record is from RefSeq and is a predicted model, not a curated record. Gene Ontology annotation, biological process: fungal-type cell wall organization.